Messenger RNA from Fonsecaea monophora, 1842 nucleotides. RefSeq names its product SCY1-like protein. The record is from RefSeq and is a predicted model, not a curated record. Bases 1 to 1842 code for a protein of 613 amino acids. The transcript is spliced from 4 exons. Lineage: Eukaryota; Fungi; Ascomycota; Eurotiomycetes; Chaetothyriales; Herpotrichiellaceae.
AUGUUAGAGACCGUGUAUGCUCAUGAAUUAUUACCGAUCGUCAGCGUACAUGGUUCCAGUUUUCUUGAGGCCGAGGGUGAAGAUCUCGAAAUUCCCGAGACAUCCAGCGCGUAUACCAUUAAAGACACAUCCUCCCAGAAUCGCUGUAACGUAGACAAUUUGACUGAUAGAGAAGACGACGAUGACGACCUUCCGUCACUUCGUGAUAUCUUAGACGGGGGUUGGAAACGAAACCCUGAUUUCAUUGACCUCACAACGGAGGACGACAUUGACCCCAACCUCUCCGUCCCCCGGUUCCCAGCCCCAGUUGUUGGCAUUGGUCAAAUGCCGGGGUCGCCUACCCUGUCCUCUACGAUCGCUCUACCACCGCUCGCGCCAUCCACACGACCAUUAAGCUCUUCUACGAGCAUGGAAAAUGCAACUCCUUCAGUAUUACAGACACCUAAAGAGAGGCUGUUUAAGAACAUACCGCAAUGGUCGGCUUUUCAAGACAGACCUUUACAAACUUCAGUCAGAAAAUCAGGGCUUCAUGGCUGGGACGCUGCUGGAUCGAUCAUCGACCCAGUGAGUGGUUCAGAUAGCGACAGCGGCGUUGACGGGGUGGCCAUGCAGCGACAGGUAUCCCUUCUUCACGAGGACAGCGAUGCAGCUGGCAAAGUCUGUCGCGUGGGACCUUCUACACACCCUACAAUAACCGAGGACACUACUGUAGGCAGAUCGGCAUUCGACGACAUACUGCACCUCCUCUACAUUGACGGCACGUCAGCCGGUAAAUGCGACAAGGGUACGUUGGAUUCUCAGGACAUUUUGCUGCUCAACAGCACCCAAGAUAGACACGGCGGCAUGUUUGGGGAGAUUGAACGCGGGAAAAGCCUCUGUAAGUUAGCCAACGAAGCCUGGGGAGGCAAGGUCAAGGGCUUUAUCCGCAUGGAAGCAGGCUUUGAGAUCAUUCUAUGCUCAUUCAAAAACAAUCUUGACUUCGUCAGCGCAGCCCGUGCUGGGCUCAUUGGUCCAGUCGGAACAGAUCCCGAUUCAGAUGAUCACGAAUUCCUCAGUAGUAUGAAAUGGAUCAAAGCCGUUGCCGCACGGUACGACAGUAUCGGUGGUGGAAGAGUGAAACUCGACUACGAAAACUUUGUCACAUGCUAUGCGUACGACCUCGACCUGUUCAAAGACGAGAAUAGUCUCCCUAGGCUUACAAAUCUGUCGACUGCGUCGCUUGACAAGAUCCGUCACGACGUCGAUUCCAUGGUAUUGCACUGGAAGCUUCCCACGCGCGACUCAGGCGCAAUCGACUGGCAGAGUGUCGCAGAUAUGGUCAUCGAACGAUACGGCAAAGCAUUGCAAUUCUUAGUCUCGGGCGCCCUGAACACACCGGACGCAUUUUUCCAAGAGCUGAGCGUUCUUUUGCAGGUCUUUGUUGACUCGGAUAAUCGCAACAUGACCGCAGAGAUGGAACGGUGUGUCAGACAAUUCGUUCCUACCACAGCCGAUGUUUCCGCAUCCGUUGCGGCUCGCGCUAUUACUUCAGUCACGCAUGACAUUUGCUCUAGUCUAAUCACUGCCUUUGACGUCAAGGUCGCGGUUGCAGAGUCCGUGGAGAACUUGCGACAACUGAUGCAUUAUCUUGGGUGGAGUAUUUGGAAAAAGUGCGGUGAUUGUCCUCUGGACGAGAUUUGCUUCAUUCCCAUGUGGCCGUUUGGUGCCGUGGAGGAUUUUGAACAUCCUCAGUGUCGAAGUGCAAAAAAUGUCAACGGGCGCAUGGGUUAUUGGGGUCAACCUGCAUUUGGUCCUCCCCGCAAGGGAUAUGGCUAUGAACUUCCACAGACAGAAGUUGUAUGA